CCCGCCCCGCGGGCCGCGCCCGAGCUGGGGAUCCGCUGAGCCGCGCGUGUGGGCUCCGGGGCUCGUCCGGCGGCCAGGCGCCCGCGGUUCUGCGGCGAGUUCCCGGCCGGCGCGGACCGCAGCGCCGGGGAUGCGGCAGCGUUGAGAGCUCGCCCCCAGCGAACACCGGAGCCGGUCGCGGAGAGUCCUCCUGGGGUGGGAAGUUGGGUCCGCUCCGCACUCCGGCAUCAUGGCCAGCCCUGCGGGGUCGCAGAACAAGGAAAUAGACUGUCUGAGUCCAGAAGCUCAAAGACUGGCGGAGGCCAGGCUUGCAGCAAAGCGUGCGGCCCGUGCUGAGGCUCGAGAGAUCCGGAUGAAGGAGCUGGAGCGGCAGCAGAAGGAGAUCUAUCAGGUUCAAAAGAAAUAUUAUGGACUGGACACAAAAUGGGGCGACAUCGAGCGGUGGAUGGAGGACAGUGAGCGCCAGUCUCGCAGAUCCCGGAGGAGCACGUCGGCUUCUGAUGAAGAUGAGCGCAUGUCCGUGGGUAGCCGCGGCAGCCUGAGGUCGCAGCCUGACGUGGAGUACGGGGGUCCCUACGCCUGGACCAAUGGUUAUGAUGGAGAAUUAUAUGGAUCGCAGUCCCUGAGUAGAAGAUCUGGCAGGAAUUCCAGCUCUGGCGGUGACGGCAGAUUCUCCACUUUGUCAUCAUGCAGGGAGGAGAAGUUGGUUGGUUUCCAUUCAAAUCUCUCACACCCUUUCUUCAGAGACUGCAGGGACUCUCCUGUUCGGAACUUGGGCUUCCUGUUGGUGGCCUUGCUCACAAGCCCCUGUCUGCCCAGAAUGGAAACCGGCCCUGCUAUCUGUCCAGCGCUGCCCGGCCUGCGGGGAGGUAUCCGGUGUCUCUGUUGGAUGAGAGCAGCCUCAGUGGGGCUCGGCGGGGCGGUGCCUGCGGUUCCCGGGCUCCUUCAGAGUACAGUGGCCACCUCAACUCCGGCUCCCGCGCCUCUUCCAGGGCCAGCUCGGCGCGGGCCAGCCCUGUGGAAAUGGAAGCGCCUCGGUGCCCAGAGUCUCCCACCAGGGUCAAGACCUGAAGCUGGUACACGGGCCUGCGGUCCUGAGGAAGCAGGGGGGAGCCACCCCAUCCCAGAGGGACUGCCGCUCCUCACUCCCACGAUUUCCCACUCUGCACAGGUUGAAGAGAGACCAGAGAAAGAUUUUGCUGAGAAGGGGUCUCGCAACAUGCCGGGCUUGUCUGCAGCCACGCUGGCCUCCCUGGGUGGAACGUCUUCCCGGAGAGGAAGCGGAGACACCUCCAUCUCCAUUGACACCGAGGCCUCCAUCAGGGAGAUCAAGGAACUCAAUGAGUUAAAGGACCAGAUUCAGGAUGUAGAAGGCAAAUACAUGCAAGGACUGAAAGAGAUGAAGGACUCACUAGCAGAAGUGGAAGAGAAAUACAAGAAGGCUAUGGUUUCCAACGCCCAGCUAGACAACGAGAAGACCAACUUCAUGUAUCAGGUUGACAACCUGAAGGACACGCUGCUGGAGCUCGAGGAGCAGCUGGCUGAGUCUCAGCGACAGUACGAAGAGAAAAGCAAAGAGUUUGAGCGGGAAAAGCAUGCCCACAGCGUACUGCAGUUCCAGUUUGCUGAAGUCAAGGAGGCGCUGAGGCAGAGGGAAGAAAUGCUGGAGGAAAUCCGACAACUACAGCAGAAGCAGGAGAGUUAUAUCAGGGAGAUUUCUGAUCUUCAGGAAACAAUAGAGUGGAAAGACAAAAAGAUAGGGGCCUUAGAGAGGCAGAAAGAGUUCUUUGAUUCCAUAAGAAGCGAACGAGAUGAUCUUAGAGAAGAAAUAGUCAAGCUGAAAGAGGAAUUGAAGAAACAUGGAAUCAUCCUAAAUUCAGAAAUAGCCAACAAUGGAGAGACUUCAGAUACACUAAACAAUGUUGGGUACCAAGGCUCCACCAAGAUCACUAAAGAGGAGUUAAAUGCCCUCAAGUCGGCCGGGGACGGGACACUGGGAAGAGCCACAGAAGUGAAGGUGAAAAAUGAAAUUGUGGAGAAUAUGGGGAAAAGAGCAAUCUUGCAGAAUACUGAGCAAGAACAGCACAAAGAGGACACAGUAAAGGAUUAUGUAUCACAUCCUGGUGAAAAUGUGGAGGAGCAGAAAACCUCUGGAGACAGUGCCCCGUCCCCAGGACCCAGAGCAAAUGCUAACUGUGAGGAGCAGGUUCACGACCAAGUUCUAGAGAAUACUGCUUUCCUUGAAAGUCCAGGGCAGGUUGAGUCAAGAGGGGUCACAGAUGUGCCAGAUGGUGAAACUGGGGCUUCCCUAGAGCAGCCUGGCUAUUGGAGGGAUUUAGACAAGGAAGCCCCAGUACCCACGAAUGGGCAGGGCAGUUGCACUGCCUUGGAUAUCAAAAGCCAAAGUGAGCCAUCUGUAGGAAGGCAGGAAAAAGAAAAGCAGGAGGAUUGGAAAARCGACUUGGAAGAGGUUAGCUCACAGACAUGCCAGGAAUCUGCUCCUGUGCCAAUACCCGAAGUUGAAAGAAUGAAUAGGACAGACRCUGGAGGGCCAAGUGGGGGUCACCUGGGGAGUACAGUAGAGGCAGGGGGGGUGCCAGCUGGGGAGCAAGUGGGCACAGUGCCUGCAAGUCCUCUGAAGCAUGGUGACGACCCAGUGACUCAAGGUGGACAGUGUGUGUUUAGCACCAGUGCAGRGCAGAGCUUAGAGAAGGAGCUCACCAACCGGGAGGCAGCUGAGCUGAGAGAGGCCCCAGUUCAUAGCACAGAAGCCGGUGGGAAGAACAGUGCAGAAAAGGGUGGGGCUGCGGAGGUGAGGGAUGGGGAGCCAGGCCACGCAGAACCCCAGCCCAUCCCUGGUGCUCCAGCAGCCAAGGGCAGCCAUCAGGAAGCAACAGGCUCAGGUAGGGCCGAUGCUGAAGGUGAACUGCUUGCUGCCAAGGAACCAGAGGAAGAGAAGAGUGACCAGCAGGCGGAGGCCUCAGAGUCACCCCAGAAGAAGAAUAAGAACAAGAAGAAGAAAAACAAGAAGAAAAGAUCACCGGCAGCUGCAGAAUCCCUUGAGGGUGUUAAGAAAGAACUGAGCUAUCAGGACGCAGAGGUGGGCGAGAUUAAGGAAGAAGAGCAGGUGCAGUUUUCUGACAAGAAACGAAUAGUGGAACCACAAAAUGAGGUGACCCAAAAUCCAGAGCAGAAAAUUGUGGCAGGAAGCGGGGAGCAUGUUGAUUGUCCGGGGAAUCGUGAAACGGAGUUGAAUGGAAAGCUUCAGCACGAGGACGGUGACGUGAAGACCAGGGCAGGGGGAAUGUCUCAUGGAGGCACGUUGAACCCUGAAGGUGGGACAGUUGAGUCGUCAGGUGCUAGUGCUAGUGAUAAAGCAUUAGAUGAAGAUGAUGAUGCCAAGGCAGCCAGCAGCACCCAGAGCAGUCCUCUAGAACCAGAGAAGGGAGAAGGGGACCGCAGCUCCCCGCUGGAAGACAGCCCCUCAGAGGACACUGAUGAUGCCUCUCGGGCAGAGAGUGCCCAGAGGCAGGAUCCGUCCCCACACCCAGGUCAGGUGGCUGACAAGGCCCAGGACAGCCUGGGUCAAGAAAGCAGUGAGUUGUCAGCAGCAGCAGGGGAGACGGGGGACUCCAGUUCAGAGGGUGGAAGAGAAGCAGAAGGAAGGGAGAAGGGCAAGAGCAAAGAAGACUGCACCAUGUCCUAGGGCAGGCUGGCCGCAGAUGGGCAGCCGGCGGGCACCAGACCAGGCGUCAGAGACGCCCUCCUCGACCUCACUGGCAACAGUGCGGAACGUCCUACUUGAUCUAGGUGUACUGUAGGACAGUGACUCACUUACCACAUUAGCUACAUUGUUACCUACAGGUUCGUGUUCAAUCAUUGAGGUUGUCACCCAUAUUAGGAAGAAAGACAUUUGUUUUCAGAGUAAGUUCUGACGGAGAGCUUUCCAGUAGCAGCAAACAGUAAGGUAUCCGUACUCUUUUUAUAUUCUAGCCUGAAGUAAAACUACUUCGCUAGACCCCAGGCCAUUAUGCAUGUAGAUGUGGACCAAAUAUAUCAACAUCCAAUGAAAUGACCAAAUAGCACUCUUAGAUUUCUGCAUCAUGAAUAUUGUGCAAAUUUAAACUAAUACGUCUCAUUCAAGUCUGUGUACUUCCAUAUUUGAUUUUAACAUGUACAUUAUCACCUGCAUAGUAUUUUAUUUAACUGAAAUAAAUGUCCAAAUGGCAUGUAGGUCACUGAGUGAUAAGAUACGCACCUCAGGCCGAUAAUUGAUCAUUUUAGGGAUAACAGUAAAUAUCUGAAAGCACUAGGGAGGUCUUUUUGUUCUUUACCUCAUGUAUUUAAUUUCAUGCCAAUACCCUUGGAUCGCAUUGUCCAGAUGACCAAGUUUAUUUUGUAGAUUUUGACUUCACUUCAUGCUUAUGAAGUAUCAGAUUCAUUGUAUAUGAAGAUUAUUUUUAAAAUAUUUUUAUCAAGAAAUAUGUUGAAAUUGCAUUUCCUACUGUGGUAUUUAGACAAGGGCAGUCUUAAAAUUUUUUAACUUAAAAUUACUUCUCUUUCUGUUUGAAUGUCUUAGUCAUUAUUCAAAAGAGCAACACAAAACAUUACUUGUUCUAAUGCAAACUACUCAUUAGAUUAAACUAGGAUAUUUUAAAAAGUUGAAUCACUUUUGGUAUUUUG
Molecule: messenger RNA, 4683 nt
Organism: Urocitellus parryii (Arctic ground squirrel)
Lineage: Eukaryota; Metazoa; Chordata; Mammalia; Rodentia; Sciuridae
Source: RefSeq, a predicted model, not a curated record